AUCUUGUUUCUGUCCUUUGUAUGUGGGAGUGAAAGACAGGUGCCUGUGUGUGCAUGUUUGUGUGUGUGUGGCAAGGAGUGGACCAAAUAGAUUGCCAAGAUUCCUGGGAAGAACAAGGAUCGAGUGCUCUGGACCUCCAUUGACUUGGGAGCAGAGCGCCCCGUUGUGACCGCAACCAUGACUCAAAAGGACAACUAUGACAUGUUCGAGAUGGACGGAGAUGGAAAGGGUAAGAAGAGUAAGAAAGAGAAGAAGAAGGAGCGGUUAGAGGGCAUGAAGAAAGAGAUGGACAUUGAUGACCAUGAGAUUACCAUCGAAGAGCUGGAGAUGCGAUACGAUACCAGUAUUAAAAAGGGAUUAACCUCCAGUUUUGCGAGUCAGGUGUUGGAAAGAGAUGGACCAAAUGCACUCAGGCCCCCGAAAGGUACUCCGGAAUACGUCAAGUUUGCCAGGCAGUUGGCUGGGGGACUGCAGUGUCUGAUGUGGGUCGCUGCAAGCAUCUGCUUCAUUGCUUUUGGAAUUGAACUAGCGAGAGGAAACCUCGCCAGCUUUGACAAUCUGUACCUGGCUAUCACCCUGAUAUCUGUCGUGGUGGUUACUGGUUGCUUUGGUUAUUACCAAGAGUUUAAGAGCACCAACAUAAUUGCCAGCUUCAAGAACUUGGUACCACAGCAAGCCCUGGUGAUCCGCGAUGGGCAGAAGAACCAGAUCAAUGCCAUUGACCUGGUGGUCGGGGACCUGGUGGAGAUCAAAGGAGGAGACAGAGUCCCUGCUGACAUACGCGUCAUUUUUGCCCAGGGCUGUAAGGUGGAUAACUCGUCACUGACAGGGGAGUCCGAACCGCAGAGCAAGACUCCUGAGUGCACUCAUGAGAACCCCCUGGAGACCAGGAACAUCGCUUUCUUCUCCACCACCUGUUUGGAGGGCGUGGCCAACGGCAUCGUCAUCAACACAGGGGACCGCACCAUCAUCGGGCGCAUUGCCAGCCUGGCCAGCGGGGUGGGCAACGAGAAGACCCCCAUCGCCAUCGAGAUUGAACAUUUCGUGGACAUCAUCGCCAGCCUGGCCAUCGCCUUCGGCUUCACCUUUUUCGUAGUGGCCAUGUUCAUCGGCUAUGAGUUCCUGGAGGCCAUGAUCUUCUUCAUGGCUAUCGUGGUGGCAUACGUGCCGGAGGGGUUGCUGGCCACCGUGACCGUGUGUCUCUCUUUGACUGCCAAACGACUGGCCAGGAAGAACUGUGUGGUGAAGAACUUGGAAGCUGUAGAGACUUUAGGUUCCACCUCAGUCAUCUGCUCCGAUAAGACGGGCACCCUGACCCAGAACAGAAUGACCGUAGCUCACCUCUGGUUUGACAACCAUGUCCACGCUGCAGACACCACUGAAGACCAGUCAGGGCAGAGCUUCGACCAAUCCUCUGAGACCUGGCGCGCUCUAGCUAGAAUUGCUGGUCUGUGUAACAGAGCUGUCUUCAGACCUGAUCAGGAGGGACUUCCCGUACCAAGGAGGUUGGUGGUAGGGGAUGCGUCAGAGACCGCUUUGCUGAAGUUCACGGAGCUCACCAUUGGCAACAUCAUGGUCUACCGGGAUCGCUUCAAUAAAGUAGUGGAAGUGCCCUUCAACUCCACAAACAAGUUCCAGUUGUCUGUGCAUGAGCUGGAGGAUCCCAUGGACCUGCGCUACCUCCUGGUGAUGAAGGGGGCGCCAGAGCGCAUCCUAGAGCGCUGCUCCACCAUUCUGAUCAAGGGCCAAGAGCUGCCCAUGGAAGAGCAUUUUAAGGAGUCCUUCCAAACAGCCCAAAUGGACCUGGGAGGACUAGGGGAGAGAGUGCUGGGUUUCUGCUACGUGUAUCUCAAUGAGAAAGAGUUUCCUCGCGGAUACAAAUUCGACUCAGACGAGAUGAAUUUCACCACAUCGGACCUGUGCUUUGCCGGUCUAAUCUCCAUGAUCGACCCGCCCAGAGCCACCGUGCCUGAUGCAGUGAUGAAAUGUCGGACAGCAGGAAUCAGGGUUGUCAUGGUGACAGGGGAUCAUCCAAUCACAGCGAGGGCCAUAGCAGCCAAUGUUGGCAUCAUUUCAGAAGGCAGUGAGACCGUGGAGGACAUCGCCAUCCGGAAACGUAUCCCUGUGGAACAAGUGAACAAGAGUGAUGCCCGUGCGUGUGUGAUCAACGGAGGCCAACUAAAGGACAUGAGCAGCGAGGACCUGGACGAGGCACUGCGUAGCCACCCUGAGAUGGUGUUCGCCAGGACCUCCCCGCAGCAGAAACUUAUCAUCGUGGAGAGCUGUCAACGACUGGGCUCCAUCGUCGCGGUGACGGGGGACGGAGUGAACGAUUCCCCCGCCCUGAAGAAGGCCGACAUCGGCAUUGCCAUGGGGAUUGCUGGGUCGGACGCCGCCAAGAAUGCUGCCGACAUGAUCCUGUUGGACGACAACUUUGCCUCCAUCGUCACCGGAGUGGAGCAGGGCCGCCUCAUUUUUGACAACCUGAAGAAGUCCAUCGCCUACACACUGACCAAGAACAUCCCAGAGCUCACGCCCUAUCUGAUCUACAUCACCGUCAGCGUGCCACUUCCUCUGGGCUGCAUCACCAUCCUGUUCAUCGAGCUCGCCACCGACAUCUACCCUUCAGUCUCGCUGGCCUAUGAGAAGGCAGAGAGUGACAUCAUGAACCUGAAGCCCAGGAACCCUCGGCGGGACAGGCUGGUGAACGAGGCUCUGGCCGCCUACUCCUAUUUCCAGAUCGGUGCUAUUCAGUCCUUUGCAGGCUUCACAGACUACUUUUCCGCCAUGGCCCAGGAGGGCUGGUACCCACUGAUGUGUGUGGGCCUCCGUGCUCAUUGGGAGAAUGUUCACCUGCAAGACAUGCAGGACAGCUAUGGACAGGAAUGGACGUUUGGUCAGAGGCUGUACCAGCAGUACACGUGCUACACCGUGUUCUUCGUCAGCAUAGAAAUCUGCCAGAUCUCCGACGUGCUCAUCAGGAAGACCCGCCGUCUCUCCGUCUUCCAGCAGGGGUUCUUCAGGAACAAAGUCCUGGUCUCUGCCAUCGUCUUCCAGCUGUUACUGGGUAACCUUCUAUGUUACUGUCCAGGAAUGCCCAACAUCUUCAACUUCAUGCCCAUCAGGGUCCAAUGGUGGUUCGUCCCAGUUCCCUAUGGAAUACUCAUCUUUGUGUAUGACGAGAUCAGAAAGUUAGGUGUCCGGAGAAAUCCAGGAAGUUGGUGGGAUAAAGAGUUAUACUACUGAGAUGGAAGCUGUUCAACUCAUCAUUCCUCUAAACCAAAUGUAUCUUCCCAAGCAUCCAAUAAUGUUUUGCCUCUUAUCCAAACCCUUCUUUAAAAUGUGUGUUAACGACAAACUAUAUCAACUUGCAUACAUUCCCAAGUCUCUCUUGAAAUGGUACUUGUAAUGAGAACUAAGAUCCCUGGAAUUCAUACUCAAUGUGUUCCAUGUGUGCUAUUAAAUCAAUGUUUUUAACAACUUUUUCUCGUC
This is a messenger RNA of Gadus chalcogrammus (walleye pollock), 3492 nucleotides long. RefSeq names its product potassium-transporting ATPase alpha chain 1. Lineage: Eukaryota; Metazoa; Chordata; Actinopteri; Gadiformes; Gadidae. Gene Ontology annotation, biological process: sodium ion export across plasma membrane; proton transmembrane transport; potassium ion import across plasma membrane. Gene Ontology annotation, molecular function: ATP hydrolysis activity; ATP binding; P-type sodium:potassium-exchanging transporter activity. The record is from RefSeq and is a predicted model, not a curated record. The coding region runs from base 178 to 3246 and encodes 1022 amino acids. The transcript is spliced from 24 exons. Gene Ontology annotation, cellular component: membrane.